CAUCAUGAACCCCGAUUGUCUUGGAAGCUGUCAGGCCUGGCUGUUCGGCUGGCUCAGACCUUUGGGCUGCACAGAGAGGAUAGUUUCGUUGGGCUGUCGAUAUAUGAGGUGGAGAUGCGACGCAGGCUUUGGUGGCAAAUUGCUAUUUUGGAUGCACCGUCUGCGGAGGCUUACUCUGGAGAAUACAACCUCAGCUCUGACACCAACCCGCCCCGGAACCUAGACGACGCACAGAUAUAUCCCGCCAUGGCAGAGUACCCGCCUGAAGCAAGACGCAUCACAGAGAUGACCUUUACGCUA
Messenger RNA from Fusarium vanettenii 77-13-4, 300 nucleotides. RefSeq lists its product as uncharacterized. Gene Ontology annotation, molecular function: zinc ion binding; DNA binding. The record is from RefSeq and is a predicted model, not a curated record. The annotation marks the transcript as partial. Gene Ontology annotation, biological process: DNA-templated transcription. NCBI's taxonomy places the organism in Eukaryota, Fungi, Ascomycota, Sordariomycetes, Hypocreales, Nectriaceae. The transcript is spliced from 2 exons.